Mytilinidion resinicola is the source of this 1861-nucleotide messenger RNA. RefSeq names its product cytochrome P450. The transcript has 2 exons. Gene Ontology annotation, molecular function: oxidoreductase activity, acting on paired donors, with incorporation or reduction of molecular oxygen, reduced flavin or flavoprotein as one donor, and incorporation of one atom of oxygen; heme binding; iron ion binding. The record is from RefSeq and is a predicted model, not a curated record. The coding region runs from base 121 to 1707 and encodes 528 amino acids. Lineage: Eukaryota; Fungi; Ascomycota; Dothideomycetes; Mytilinidiales; Mytilinidiaceae.
CCACGUUCUCAUUGCGGACAGGUCUCCGAAUGAGAUAGUUGACCUUGAUAUAUCGAUUUCUGUCGUCCAAACUCGCCUUGUUUUACCCCCUUGGCUUGUUCUGAAAUCGAAAUCUUCGAGAUGCUCUCCUUCAUGUCAUCGGGGUCGAAAUCCCCAGCUGUCUAUAUCCUCGCAGCAUGUCUGCUCGCAUUCGCCGUUGCCAGUCGCAUCCGUCUCUAUCUAGUUCGAAAAGCGUUCAAGAAGGAGCACGGCUGCCAACCUAUCCAGGCCAAAUGGCCCAUCAAGGACCCCAUCUUCGCAUCAGACGUCAUGCGGAGCACCUUGAAGCGGGGUCGAGAAGGUACGAUCCUCGAAGGAGCGGCCGACCGUUUCCGUCGCAUGGGUUGUUACACCUACAAGUACGCCAACUUCACCACUCCCGUCAUAGCGACCGCGGAGCCGGAAAAUAUCAAGACAAUCCUCGCUCUUCGCUUCAAGGACUACAGCCUCGGGAUGCGCAAGGUCGCAUUCACUCCCUUACUAGGCCAGGGCAUAUUCAAUUCGGACGGCGAAAGCUGGGCGCACUCACGGCACAUAAUCCGCCCCUCUUUCGUGCGGGACCAGGUGGCAGAUCUGAACACAUUCGAGAGACAUAUCGCCUACUUGUUCAAAGCCAUUCCUCAUGAUGGAAGUACUGUCGAUCUCCAGGAGCUCUUCUUUCGUUUUACCAUCGACUCGGCUACGGAAUUCCUAUUCGGUCAAAGCACCAACAGUCUCCGGGUCUACAAGCCAGGAGGUGGACCACAGGAAGACGCGGCAUUUGCAGAGGCGUUCGCGGUUGCACAGAGCGACGUAAUUGUACGAGGUCGGAUGGGGAAUCUCGCCAUGCUGACGCGCGACAAGAAGGCACAACAGGCGAUAAAGAUCUGCCACGAAUACGUUGAUCAAUUCGUGGAUGAUGCUGUGCGCCAUAACAAGAUGACCGACAUUGAGAAAAAGGCGGCUGGUAGCGGGGAGAAGUACAUUUUCUUACACGAGCUCGCAAAGUCGAUGAAAGACAAAAAGAGCAUGCGGUAUGAGGCGCUAAACGUGCUGCUUGCUGGUCGGGAUACCACGGCAGGCCUGCUGAGUAACAUGUUUUUCGAGCUAGCAAAGCAACCGGCAAUUUGGGCGAAGCUGCGCGAGGAAGUAGCACAGUUCGAGGGUACACCUCCCACAUACGAGCAGCUGAAGAGCUUGAAAUAUUUGAAGUGGUGUAUGAAUGAAUCACUUCGCAUCCACCCCGUCGUACCCGGAAACUCCCGCCUUGCCGAACGCGACACCAUCCUUCCCCUGGGUGGUGGGCCUAACGGCACUUCUCCUCUUUUCGUACCCAAAGGCACCCUGGUAACCUACUCGCCCUGGACGAUGCACCGGCGGCCCGAGUUCUUCGGUGCAGACGUCGAGGUCUUCCACCCCGAGCGGUGGGAAACACUGCGCCCAGGAUGGGAAUACCUCCCCUUCAACGGAGGUCCACGCAUUUGUCUGGGCCAGCAGUACGCACUUGCGGAAGCAGGAUACGUGACGGUGCGGCUGGCGAUGCAGUUUGAGAAGCUAGAGAGCCGGCAGCCGGGUCCGUGGAAAGAAGCGUUGCAGCUGACGCUGAGUUGCGGGGGUGGGACGAAGGUGGGAAUGUAUGCUAAGUCCCAGUUGAUGGCUCAGAAAGAGAAAAGAGCGGGUUUCGAUUAAGCAGCCAUGACGGCAAAAAUUCUAAGAGAAAGGGAGCUUUGAAAGAUAUGGGCUGAAAGUUGUAAAAAAGUACUGAUUGGGUGGAUUUAUGGGCUCUGUUCUGGCGCAGUUGGAGGUAAAUACGGAGGAACCAUUGUACGCAAUUAAUGUAGUA